Sesamum indicum (sesame) is the source of this 961-nucleotide messenger RNA. It is a transcript of the gene GPX6, whose product is annotated as glutathione peroxidase 6. Gene Ontology annotation, molecular function: peroxidase activity. NCBI's taxonomy places the organism in Eukaryota, Viridiplantae, Streptophyta, Magnoliopsida, Lamiales, Pedaliaceae. The record is from RefSeq and is a predicted model, not a curated record. Gene Ontology annotation, biological process: response to oxidative stress. Gene Ontology annotation, cellular component: cytosol.
GUGGCGGGGCUUCCAUGGACGCGGCUUCCGCGGUUGUAAUCCACGCGAGGAGGAGGUCAAGAAUCUGAUUUGAUAUAUUAUUUGAGCUAGUGAACACCAUUUCAUCUGAUCUAGAAGCUUUUAAUUAUUCAAUUCUGAAGCGAACCCAUUUCGAUUCACUGCGUAAUCAUUCCGGAAUUUUGUCCAUUAAACUAGAUUUUCGUGGUCUUUAAGAAAACUGUGUUUUCGGGUCUGAGCGGAACUACAAAAUGGCCAGCCACUCAAACCAGCCUCAAUCAAUCCAUGAGUUCACUGUUAAGGAUGCUAAGGGGAAUGAUGUUAAUCUGAGUACUUAUAAGGGCAAGGUCCUACUAAUUGUCAAUGUUGCAUCACAGUGUGGCCUGACCAAUUCAAAUUACACUGAGUUGACACAGUUAUACGAGAAAUACAAGAAUCAAGGAUUGGAGAUACUGGCUUUCCCGUGCAAUCAGUUUGGCUCGCAAGAGCCUGGCACCAAUGAAGAAAUUCAGGAAUUUGUCUGUACUCGCUUCAAGGCUGAAUACCCCGUAUUUGAUAAGGUUGAGGUGAACGGUGACAAUGCUGCUCCAAUAUACAAGUACAUGAAGUCAGUCAAAGGCGGCCUGUUCGGGGACAAUAUCAAGUGGAACUUCUCCAAAUUCCUUGUUAACAAAGAGGGCGAGGUUGUCGACCGUUAUGCUCCCACCACAUCUCCUCUAAGCAUAGAGAAGGAUAUAAAGAAGCUCCUGGAGAAAGCAUAGGCAACGCAACUUUCCUGUCUGGUGCUCACCUAAAAAUAAUAGUCCCAUUGAGGGUGUUCAUCAAGAGCUUUAACUACUUGUACUCUAUAAGACCUAGUUAUCUGAGAUCACAUCACAUUCAGUUCUUGUAAGUUAUGUUCUACUUGAUGAUCAUUGUGCAUGAUUUCCUUCGUAAUCAAACUUAUCGUUUUCUCCCUUGCUAA